Molecule: messenger RNA, 1825 nt
Organism: Ruditapes philippinarum (Manila clam)
Lineage: Eukaryota; Metazoa; Mollusca; Bivalvia; Venerida; Veneridae
Exons: 14
Coding region: 9-1775 (588 amino acids)
Biological process (GO): carbohydrate metabolic process
Molecular function (GO): hydrolase activity, hydrolyzing O-glycosyl compounds
Source: RefSeq, a predicted model, not a curated record
AGGAUAUAAUGCGAUUUGAGACGUGGUAUUGUUUUAGGUGUCCACUUCGCAUCACAAUGCAAGUUCGUGUUUUACUAAUGUUCGUUUAUUUCGCGGGAGUUGCUAACGCUGCAACGAGCUAUCUUCAAAAUGCCGACUUCGAGUCUGGUAAUUUUAACGGCAAUUGGUACGCCAUGGGUUGUCAAAUGACCCAGAGUAACGACGCUUACCAAGGUCAUCACAGCGUUCAUAUGUCAAACAGAAACCAAAACUGGAACGGGUUGGGGCAGAACGUUAACUUGCAUGCUGGAUCCCGAUACAAGACCACAGCUUACGUGAAAUUGCUGAAUACCGCAAACAACAAGCCGUACCAGUCUGUGAGCAUGAUGCUCAAUUGUAAAGACAGUCAUGGCGCAGAUGUAUACAAACAAUUUGGUGUAACACAGAACGUGCAGCCAGGUCAAUGGUGUGAAAUUGGGGGUGUGCUCCAUACAAACAAUGGAUACCAUACGUGCCAUAUUUACGUACAGACGGACGCACACACUGAUUACCUUGUGGAUUCUGCUAGUAUGGUAUUGGUACCGUACGAUACUAACUGGAAAACCAAGGCCAACCAGAGAAUUGAAAAAUUCAGAAAAGCCAAUAUCAACAUCAAGCUAACCGGAAAUGUCAUUGACACAACUUCCGUGGAUAUUGAGCUUAAACAGACAAAGAUGGAGUUUGCAUUUGGAUCGGCCGUUUCUGCUACCAAAAUUGUCGACCACAGCCUCUCUGCUUAUCAGAAAACAUUCUAUGACAACUUUGAAUGGGGCGUUCUUGAAAAUGCAUUAAAAUGGCGUCAGAUGGAACACACUAAGGGUCACAUUAACUAUGACAGACCUCUUAAUGCAAUAAAAGCCAUGAGGUCUCAUGGAAUCAAGAUGCGUUGUCAUUGUGCAUUCUGGGACAAAGAUGAGUAUACUCAGGACUGGGUGAAGGCUCUCCAUGGCGCAGCCGUGAGAAACGCCAUCUCUACACGUAUACAAGAAAUAACCUCCCAUACUAGAGGAAUGUGUAAGCAAUGGGAUGUGAAUAAUGAAAUGUUACAUGGUGGAACGUAUGAGAGACUUUCCGGGGAUCCAAACAUCACCAUGGACAUGUUUAGACAAAUGCACGCAGCAGACAGACAACCAUUGUUAUUCCUUAAUGAAUAUAGUGUAAUCAGCGCGUCUGAAUCUACUGUGGCACAUAAAGACACUGCAAUGCGAUAUAAGAAAGCUGGGGUACCAAUAGGUGGACUUGGAGUUCAAGGUCAUAUGCACAACAUAGAUAUAGACGUUAUCAAGGCUGAGUUAGACAUAUUGGCAGAGGCAGGACUCCCAAUAAUGAUUACAGAACUGGGUAUCAAUGAUAAGAACGAAAACAGCCGAGCAACAAAACUCGUGGACCUGUUGACGCUGUUCUUUAGUCAUCCGUCGGUAGAGGGCGUCCUAUUCUGGGGAUUCUGGGACGGCCAAAUAUGGGAAAAAGACGCUCCUCUGUUUACCGGACCAAAUCUCACGCCUAAUGCAGCCGGGAGAGCUUAUCAGAAUCUGUUUCACAACGUCUGGCGAACUAGCGAAACACAUACCAUACACGGCCAUCAGCAGCUUCAUGUGCGUGGGUUCAAAGGUAAAUACACGCUCAAUGUCAAACAUAAUGGUCACGUGUUACAGACGGAAACAUUCACGUUGGCGGACGGCGGGAAGACAUUGAGCGUUCACAUUUCAGGCCAUUCAGGAGGGACACCAUCAGUGUCUGGUGUUAUUGUUGGUUGAGCAUUAUAUGUAACAUAUAACAUAUUUCAAAAAAAUCUCACCAAAAAUGA